This is a messenger RNA of Gryllus bimaculatus (two-spotted cricket), 450 nucleotides long. The record is from the annotation of a GenBank genome assembly. NCBI's taxonomy places the organism in Eukaryota, Metazoa, Arthropoda, Insecta, Orthoptera, Gryllidae.
AAUCUCUUUGUAUCUUUGUGUGACUUACUACAAUCUUUGUCUAAAAAAAUACACUGUCAUUACAGGCUAGUGACUUGUGUCUAUCCUGCGGGCAACGAAGAUGUAAUUACAGCACCUUACAAUGUUGCUUUGGCCACUAAUGAACUGAUUCGAAAUGCUUCAUGUGUAUUUCCUGUGAAUAAUCAGGCUCUUACAGAGAUCUGUGGUCGUGCAAAAUUAGGUGAGGCAAAAGAUAAAACAAGCAGAUAUUUUCGAGAUGUGAACAAUAUUAUUGUUAAUAUGCUUCUUCAUCUGACAAGUGGUGCUCGCUUUCCGGGUUCAUUAAAUGUUGACAUGAAUGAAAUAGCUACUAAUUUGGUACCAUUUCCUGGUAUGCAUUUUCUAACUAGCAGUGUCAGUCCUUUGAGUAGUAUUACCAUGAAGCCUCCACUACCAGGAUGCACUACAAGG